CUGAUAACUUGGUGUAGAUCAUGUGAUUUACAAAAUCGCUGAUUUCCCAAAGAUUCUAUUUUUCGCUGGUUGACAAAAGGUGACAAAAGGAGACAUCACACAUUAACGAAAGCAACUUGUCAUGGUCCCUUCCAGAGCCCCGAGCUCUAAUUCACUUCCAACGCACGAACGUAACUUGAAAGCUUACGAGAAAUUUGCACAAAAAUACGGAGUUUGUCCAGCCUUUCCAAUCACAGUGCCUAAAUUGCUCAAGUUCAUCAAAAUCAAGAGUCAGACCAACAGCUAUCGUUCCGUACAAUGGUUAAUGACCGGACUUCAGCUACAUCCAACCCACAGUCCCAGCUGGUUUAACGAUGUGGGUCAUCAUGCUUCGGUGUUAGAACUCCUUGCAGACAUUCGACGCACGGAACAACAGUUGGGCGCUCCUCGUUCGAGGAAAACGCUUGGCGCCAAUACAACCAUGGCACCGAGUUGGGCAAAUGGCCACGCAUGUCACGUUGUGCAAGGACCUAAAGCCAAAGGAUUUGUCGUCUGCGACAGUGCCUCGCCUCCCGACCUGAAGACGAUCAAACCUUCCACCACCGUGUCACCUUUACGGCGUUCACGGAAACUGACGGGAGCUACUCUUCUGACCAAACCGGUUGUGGAUCUGUCUCCUUCUAAUAGCACGGAACCAAUAGGUCUCAAGACACAACGUGUGCGAUUCCCGAAAACCACCACCGUAUCUAUUGUUCUUGAACCCUAAUCAAGGACUUCUCUGUACAUUUAUACCACUAUCCAUUUAUGCCCCUGUGUAACUCGCCACGAAUUGAUCGACAGCUGGAGGCAUGAUUCUGUAUUGUCCCUCAAGUACAUGUUCCGAUCGCAUCAGUAACGCUUUGUAGUUUUCGUACAGUUGCGGCAGGUCCUUUCAAAUCCGCAUUUCAUGUUAGCAACGUAUCCCAAAAUCUAUUUAACCAUUGCUUUUUUCUUCUUACCUUGUCAUCUUUGCGCCCCUGAAUAAAUAUUUGGUCUGCCCAAUCA
Radiomyces spectabilis is the source of this 1023-nucleotide messenger RNA. RefSeq lists its product as uncharacterized. The record is from RefSeq and is a predicted model, not a curated record. NCBI's taxonomy places the organism in Eukaryota, Fungi, Mucoromycota, Mucoromycetes, Mucorales, Radiomycetaceae. The transcript is spliced from 3 exons. The coding region runs from base 122 to 745 and encodes 207 amino acids.